Rhizoctonia solani is the source of this 3360-nucleotide messenger RNA. Its product is annotated as leukotriene-A4 hydrolase. Gene Ontology annotation, biological process: proteolysis. Gene Ontology annotation, cellular component: cytosol. Gene Ontology annotation, molecular function: epoxide hydrolase activity; aminopeptidase activity; UDP-glycosyltransferase activity. The transcript is spliced from 20 exons. NCBI's taxonomy places the organism in Eukaryota, Fungi, Basidiomycota, Agaricomycetes, Cantharellales, Ceratobasidiaceae. Bases 1 to 3360 code for a protein of 1119 amino acids. The record is from RefSeq and is a predicted model, not a curated record.
AUGACAGUUCUCGACCCAGCGACUCAGUCAAACUACAUCGAAGUUACAACAAAACACGUUCACUUUGAUUGGACGAUUGAUUGGAAGCAGCGUAUCAUUGUGGGAUCAGCCACCCAUGAUCUAGUUGCCAACCAAGAUGGCGUCAAGCGUGUAGUCUUUGAUACCUCGUACUUGGAGAUACAUGGCGCUGAAGUUGCUGGUGCUAGUGUAGAAUAUGAGCUAAAGCAACGCCACCCAGUCAUGGGGAAUGCUCUUGAAAUUUCGUUGCCAUCUCCACUUCAGAAGGGCGACCAGAUCGUAUUGCGGAUCAGCUAUAGUACCACAAAUCAAUGCACGGCUGUCGGCUGGCUUGACAAGGAACAAACUUCUGGAAAGCAAUUUGAUUACUUAUUUUCUCAAUGCCAGCCGAUCCAUGCACGCUCUCUGGCACCGCUGCAAGACAGCUCAUCAGUCAAAAUCACCUAUAGCGCAGAUGUGACGUCCGUGCUACCAGUGUUGAUGUCAGCCCUCCGGCUUUCUCCCCCUACCGAUGGUCCAGCGCACCAAGGCAAGGAAGUUGGAGUAGAGUUAGUGAGGUACCAAUACAACCAGCCCAUAGCCAUCCCUUCAUAUCUUAUUGCUAUCGCUUCUGGAAACGUGAUCUAUAAACCAUUCGCGCCUGUCCCAGGUCGCCAAUGGAAAACCGGAGUAUGGACUGAACCGGAGCAAAUGGACGCAGCAUUUUGGGAGUUCAGUGAAGAUACUUCCAGGUAUGUCCUCCAAGCCGAGGAAAUAUUAACACCAUACGAGUUCGGUGUCUACGACUUGUUGCUACUCCCUCCAUCGUUCCCUUACGGCGGAAUGGAAAACGCUUGCUUGACAUUCGUUACGCCCACUCUCCUGACUGGAGAUAGGUCCCUGGUUGAUGUCGUCGCACAUGAAAUUUCCCACAGCUGGUUUGGAAAUAAUGUAUCGUGUGCCGACUCGGGACAUUUUUGGCUGAACGAGGGCUGGACUACAUACACCGAGCGCCUAUUAAAGGGGAUGCUCCAUACCCCAGCAGAACGUGAUUUUUCGUAUAUCAUCGGAGAGAAGGCCCUGAUCGACGCUCUCGAGCAUUAUAAAGAUCGCCCCAGGUUCCAAAGGCUCGUCAUAGACUAUGCAUACGGUGAGGAUCCGGAUGACGCAUAUAGUCGAGUCCCAUACGACAAAGGAUCCAAUUUCUUGUUGUAUCUGGAACGUUUACUUGGAGGACUUGAUGUUUUCCUUCCGUAUGCACGGGACUAUAUCAACACUUUUCGAGGACAGUCGAUUCGAACGGACGAAUGGAAGGCCCACCUGUACGCAUACUUCGAGAAGCACGGGGGUGAAGACAAGUUGAAAGUGCUAAACUCAGUUGACUGGCAGGAAUGGCUUCAUGGGGAAGGUACCAAGUUACCUGUAAAAAUAGAAUACGACACCAAACUUGCUGAAAGAUCCUAUCAACUUGCCGCAAAGUGGAACGACUCUCGUACUAUUGAUCCAGGAAACCUGCCGUUUUCAGCAAAAGAUUUACACGAAUUUAGCUCGAACCAAACUGUUGUCUUCUUGGAACGCUUGCAGCGCUACGACCCCCUUCCCGCUCUCCAUAUCAAGUCAUUGGGAAAAAUAUAUUCGCUGGACACGACUAUGAACUCGGAAAUUCGGCUGCGCUGGUACGAGCUUGCUCUUUCAGCUCAAGAACCAGCACCUCUGGCAUGGUCCACUCGAGCGGCGGAAUGGGUCGUCGGAGGCGGAAAGGGCGUCGACGCAGGCAGGGGUGUCAAAGGCCGAAUGAAGUUCUGUCGCCCCACUUUUCGUGCUAUAUACAAGGUAGACCCAACACUUGCGAAAAGCUCAUUCGAAGCACACAAGGCCGAAUUCCAUCCAAUUGCUCGGCGCAUGAUCGCAAAGCGCUUAAUUCUCUUUGUAGCUCUAUUCGCAUAUCACACAGAGGUGUCCAAGGCCGCCAACUACCUUGGAGCACAACCACUUGCGUAUUCAAGGCGGAUCCAGGUUGUUUCUGCCUCGGAAGAGGUGGGGGCCUCUCCGACACAGGCUGAUAAUGUGGCGGGAAAAAUCUUCCACCUGGAACAGUCAUUCAAAUUAUGGAUAGCUAACGAGAUUCAACAAGCAACCCUGGCUCAGGCCGAUGGCCAUCCUGUUGCUGCACCAAGCCUAAUUAUAGAAGAUGCUUUCAACGGAGGGAUAUCGUUGACGUGCAAAGAUGUCCAUGAAGUUCCUGUUGUGGCAUGGUGGUUAAUGCCCGCUUCAGCUCUGAUGAUUCUAACCGAACAUACAAGAAACGAAAAUGCAACAGGCAUCCUGAAAGACCUGGCUCGACUGCAUACUGAAGAUACAGAAAAUCUAUUUGUCAAAGCGGGUGAGCUUUACCUUCGGAAUGUGUCAGAUCGGUUACUUUGCGUGCCCGGGCUCCCGGCAAUGCACGAAUGGGAGCUUCAGCCCCACUACUUGCCUUUUGUGCCACUAUUCAUGGUCUCUCUAAUUUCGCGAAUCGCGAACCUAAUGAAACAUGCGGAUAUACUAGCUUGUGGUACCACUUUUGAGAUGGAGCCCAUCGCCGCGGCAUCCCUUUCGACUGCGUUUAGCAACCCGAUCAAGCCAUUCUUUGUCGGUCCGCCUGUAGACCUUGUCUCCACCCACGAGCUCGACCCCGCCUCACCUAUUACCCAGUUCCUGGACAAGGCAUAUUCCGAGAAAGGGGCUAACUCAGUCGUAUAUGUUGCUUUCGGGACAAUUUGGUUCCCGCCCUCAACUUCAAUGUCCCAUCUUAUGGCAGUGAUUGACGAAAUACUCAAAGCUGGAUUCAGGCUGAUUUUUGCCAUCUCUCCCAAGAACGUUGGGAUUUACAGAUCAUGGAUUGAACAGCACAUUGAAACAGGAAAUGCGAUAUUCCCUGAGUGGACCAACCAAACGGCGGUUCUGGAGCACCCUGCGAUCCAUUACUUCUUAUCACACGGCGGAUGGAACUCGACCACCGAAGCACUUGUGCGAGGCGUCCCCAUGAUCUUUUGGCCAAUUUCAGGUGAUCAACCCAUGAACGCCAUCCAAAUUGUCGAUACUCAUGACUGCGGCUUCGAGCUCCUGCAAGUCCGCGAUGGACCCGCCAAGUCUACAGCAUAUCGAAGAGACACCAGGAUAGAGAUAGUAGGCACCGACGAGGCGGUGCGUGAGGAGAUAAGCAAGGUGAUGGAACUGAGCAAGGGGCCCAGGGGGCAUCAUCAGCGUAGAAACAUUCGGGCUCUGGGUCAAGUGAUCUCUCGCUCGCUCGGACCGGGAGGGAGUGCAGACGUAGGACUGGAGGAGUUUGGGAAGUCUUUGGGUCUUGUGACAAUGGAUUAG